CUCUCGCGCGCGCGUUUCCCUCGACUCUCUCGGUGGCGUCCGCAGCAUCGCGACGCUACGACGCGCUCCGUCGACUAUCCCAUCCCGGGAGAGACGCCGCCGCUAAUUUUCCUACGAUAUAUACCAGCGACACGGACUUGGCCAUCAAUAAUUAUCGCAUUAGGCGAUGUUUUAUUAAACAAAUUUCUGUUUUUUAUUUCACAAUACCACGCGAUACCACUUCGAAAGUGUUUCGUUCGAUCUGCAUAAAAGAAGAGAAGGUGCUGAGCUACGUUAAAAUUAGAAGUUAUUAAAGGACCGGCAAAGGCGUCUUCUUGUGUCAACCGGUGUAAAGGGAAGCCAAAUCGUGAAGUUUUUGCCAGACGUGUUCCAUCUUGGUGUCUCGAUCAAGUGAUCUAUCGGAUUUCACCGUGGAACACACCAGCCUCUCAAGAUUUCUCGCCUUCGAAAGUCACGCACGAGCGUUUUUCCUCUGCUUUCCGGAGCGUCGCGCGUACUUACUCAAGCCUUAUCGACACUCGUGGAUUUACUACUGCCGAAGCUUGGCUUCUUACCCGCGUGUCCGCAAACGCUGUGAAUGCAAGCUGAGAUGCAUCGCGUAUCAAGAACCUAUCACAUGUUGAAGCCACACAUCGUUUUGCAAAUGCGUACUCGUGAGUCGCGAGCGGACAUUCGAGUGCGUCAUUAGACGCGCUCAAACGUUCGCAAUCGCGUGGAUUCUCAACGAUCUUGAUGAUGAAGAAGCAGUGCUUAAAAAAGCUGGUCGGCCAUCAUCAAGGCGGACCCUUGAAAAUUCGCGAUCGUCAGGGAUGAAAGAUUAUUUUCAGAAACGUACGAAGUGCCUCGAGCGAGACACGGAUGUCUCGUCUGGGGUUUCGGCACCGUAAUCGCGUGGGGAAGUGAGCGAACAACUGAUGAUGAUGGAACACAAACAGACGAUACUGCUGGCACCCUCACUGAGCAACAGCAGUUGUUGGCGAGGCGGCACGUCCGACGCCGCUUGGACAGGCCCAGGCCCUGGGGAGCUGGUACGAGCUACCCUGAUACUGCUGCUCAGCCUUGGUAUCCUGUGCGCAAAUCUGUUAGUGAUAUGUGUUAUCAAUAGCAGGCAGUACAGCAAAUAUAUACAUGCUCAGCCCAGAUAUUUGCUGACGAGCUUAGCGAGCAACGAUCUAGCGAUUGGUCUUUUAGUGACGCCUUUCGGUUUCUUACCAGCUGUUUACGGAUGCUGGCCGUAUGGCGAAGUGGUCUGUCAAAUUCAGGCACUUCUUAGGGGUGCUUUGACUCAACAGAGCGCUGUUAUCCUCGUCUGCAUGGCAAUCGACCGUUAUGUUUGCAUGCUGCACCCUCAUCGCUAUCACAAGCACUCUUCUAAAAGGUAUUACAUGCGGCAGGGCUGCGUGGCAGUGAUGUCGACCACUUGGAUAGCGAGCGUGGCAAUUUUCGGGGUUCUAGUACUCCCCAGAGGCGGUUACUACUUCAACGGGUCUGGUCUCCUUGCCUGCGAUCCCUUCUUCGCUAGAGCGUCCCUUAGGAUCCUGGCGUGUUGCUGUUUUUAUUUCCCGACGACGAUGGUGCUGAUGUACUGCUACGGCUCGGCCUUUCACGUUAACAAACUACGCUUGAAAAGAGUAGUCUGUGUUAACACGCCGGAGGUCGUUAGUGGCGGCCAUAUAGAAAGGCUUGUCGCCCACGAAAGAAGAUUGUCGACUUCAGCCUCGCGAACAAUGGCUGCAAUGAGUUUAGGUUUCAUCGUCAUGGUCACGCCAUGGACGAUUCAGGAAGUCGUUGCAGCUUGCACCGGAAGCAAGCCGCCGCCGUUUCUCGACUUUUUAGCUACGUGGCUGGCUCUAUCCAACAGCUUCUGGAAUCCUUUUCUUUAUUGGCUACUCAACAAUCAUUUCCGCCGAAUUUCGAGAGAGCUUCUUUAUACCAAGAUUCUGUGCAGGUCUAAGCCGUUAGGAACGAAACAACACUGCUGCGCGACUAGCACUGGUGGCUUAGAUGUUUGCAGCAUCGCGGGCGUCGACUUAUCAGGUUUAGAGCGUUGCUCAAUGGAACGAUGCUCAAUGGCGCGUUGUUCCUCGUUAUCAUUAGCGAAUACGCCACCACCGCUCCCUUGGGAAACCGGACAUAUAACACAUAGUGACGUAGCAUCCACGUGAGCCAAAGAUGCCGCCACGCAGACGGAGGAUUUCGGAUCUCCGGACGACGCCAGUUAGUACAGCGUGGCGGCAAGCC
This is a messenger RNA of Vollenhovia emeryi, 2241 nucleotides long. Its product is annotated as trace amine-associated receptor 9. The transcript is spliced from 12 exons. The record is from RefSeq and is a predicted model, not a curated record. The coding region runs from base 915 to 2165 and encodes 416 amino acids. NCBI's taxonomy places the organism in Eukaryota, Metazoa, Arthropoda, Insecta, Hymenoptera, Formicidae. Gene Ontology annotation, molecular function: corazonin receptor activity. Gene Ontology annotation, biological process: neuropeptide signaling pathway. Gene Ontology annotation, cellular component: membrane.